UGCCACAUCAGACACAGUGCCACAUCAGCAGUGACGUCUGACACAGUGCCACGUCAGCAACAUGACGGGCCUGCCAGGCCAACUGGCCAAUGAGACCAUUGCCGCCUACAAGCAGCGUUGCCUGGCUCAGAUAGAGGCUGAGGAACAACGCCUGCUGGCAGUCGAGGCUGCCCGCGUACAGGCUGAAGAGGCAGCAGCAGCAGAGAAGCUGCGGCUACAGGCCGAUGCAGACGCAGAUGCCCAGGCUCGCCGCAAGGAAGCCCAGGAUCUGCUGCAGCGGCAUGAAGCCAACAGCAUCGACAGACUCAAGAACUGGCAUUUUAAACCAAACGGCGACGAGACAACACCGGAAGAGAAGCACAAGGAGUUCCUCUCCAAACUCGUGACGCGGUUGUUGUAUGCUUGCAACUACCAACGGUCAGAGUUGGAGAGACAGCAUCAGGAGUUAGCGACGCUCCGCCGCACAGUGCAGGGCCACGAGGAUGCAACUCGGGCACUUAAUGCCCGAUUGUUGGACCUGGAACAGGCUGUACCAGGACCAGCUGCUGGAGCUUCCAGCAGUGCACCCUCAAGCCGCCAACUGGAGGACCUCGUUGACCACGUAGUGGCAAUGCUCGGCGACAUCAGCACCUUCGCUGCGCCGACCACCACCAUCAGCAGUCAGCUGCAUACAUUGAAGACCGAGGUCCAGAAGCUGCAGUCGACGAACGCGGACAACAAUCCGAAGAUGUACAAGAUGCCAACUUUCAACCUGGAGAGGUUCGACGACUACACGCAGCAGGAUCCCGUCCUCUGGUGGGAAGCAUUCACAACACAACUCAGGAUUCUGCCAGUAGCCAAGCAUGCGUACAUCGACGCCCUGUUCUUGAACUCAAAGGGCGGAUGCCAGACCUGGUUGAGCCACCUGGCAACCUCCCACGGCGUCGACGUACCAGACUUGAAGGAUGUAAUCACAUGGGAGGAACUGACACGGCUGUGGAAGAAGCGGUUCAUCGUCGACGACGCGCCGGCACUCGCCAUCAACCGUUUGUUCACCAUAUCACAGGGCAACACAGCAACACGGGACUGGCUCACGGAGUGGCAGAAGAUUGCGGUUGUGCCCAAUCUGAACCUACCAUUCGAGCAUCUACGUCGUGAGUUCUACAACAGGUCCUGUGCGGCAUUGAGCCAGGCUCUUGGUGAUCGCGAGCAGUACUCAACCUUCGCGGACAUCAUUGACAAAGCGAGGGAGAUCAUCAAGAUCAACAGGUCAGCUGCACACGAGAAAUCAACAUCAUGGCAGCCGACCUAUGUGGAGAAGGUACGAACUGGUCCGCGACAGCAGCACUUCGCUGCAGUCCAGCAGGACAGUGGAGAUAACCCAACAGCCACUCCAGCAUCAAGCGACGGAGAUCAGGUGGCCGUUGUCCAGCCGCGAAGCACCAACAAGUCCCGCAACAAUGGGAAGGAGGAGGAGGAGGAAGAGGAGGAGGAUAUGCAGAAGAAGAACGAGAACGAGAACGAGAACGAGAACGAGAACGAGAACGAGAACGAGAACGAGAACGAGAACGAGAACGAGAACGAGAACGAGAACGAGAACGGGAACGAGAACGAGAACGAGAACGAGAACGAGAAAGAGAACCAGAGCGAGAGCGAGAGCGCGAGGAGCGAGGGGCGAGAGCGAGGGGCGAGAGCGAGGGGCGAGAGCGAGGGGCAAGAGCAAGAGCGAGCCGCAACAGUGAGGGGCAAGAGCGAGGAGCGAGGAGCGAGGAGCGAGGAGCGAGGGGCGAGGAGCGAGGGGCGAGGAGCGAGGGGCGAGGAGAGAGGGGCGAGGAGAGAGGCGAGGGGCGAGGGCGAGCGCGAGGGCGAGCAUGAGGGCGAGGCGCGAGGCGCGAGGGCGAGGGCGAGGGCGAGAGCGAGAGCGAGGAGGAGCGAGAGCGAGGAGGAGCGAGAGCGAGGAGGAGCGAGAGCGAGGAGGAGCGAGGAGCGAGGAGCAGGAGCGAGGAGCAAGGAGGGAGAGCGAGGAGCGAGGAGGGAGAGCGAGGAGGGAGAACGAGGAGGGAGAGCGAGGAGCGAGGAGCGAGAGCGAGGACCAAGAAUGAGAACCGAGAAUGAGGACCAAGAACAAGGAGCGGCAGCGGCAGCCGCAGCGGCAGCAGGAGCAGGAGCAGGAGCAGAAGAAGACGACAAAGAAGAAGAAGACGAAGACGAAGACGAAGACGAAGACGAAGACGAAGACGAAGACGAAGACAACAAAGAAGAAGAAGAAGACAACAAAAUGUACCACACUUCUUGAAACACAAAGCAAUUGACCAUCAAGGAAAAGGGAAACUAGUUUCUACUAUCUACAAGGGUAACAAAGGAUUAGAUCAACA
Chara braunii is the source of this 2354-nucleotide messenger RNA. Lineage: Eukaryota; Viridiplantae; Streptophyta; Charophyceae; Charales; Characeae. The record is from the annotation of a GenBank genome assembly.